AUGAAAAGGAGAAAUAAUUUAAAUCAGAAAAAGUACUAUGCCUUGAAGGAACAGGCCAUGAACUACUAUCAAGAAAAUAAAGUUCCUGAAAAAAUGGAGUUAGUUCUAAAUAAAAUGUUUCAUGAUAAGCCAUCUGAUGUUCAUGGAUAUUUGGUCAACUAUUUUGGCCAGUUUUGUAAACCAGCUACCUUAAACCAGUUAACAGCAAAACCAGUUCUGGACAGCUGUGGUUUCUGGACCAUUCAAACUGACGUAUACUGCACUGUAAAUAAUCUCAAAAAGUACAUCAGUUCAACCACAGUUUCAAGGGCAAACAUCAAAAUUAAUUCUGAAGAUCAAGAACAGACAGAAAAACUAAUCACUAAAUCUGUGAAAGCAGGAAUUAUAUUGAUAAACUCAGAACUCAGCAAUAAAGUGGAUGGAUUGGAUCCUUCAGCACAAGAAAAAAUAGACACGGAAAUUUUCGUGGUUAAAAUUUUGCUCGAAGAAGCGAAAAGAAGAGAAAUGAGACUGGUAACUAGAACAAGAAGAAGCACAAAAGCUCCAAAUGUUGUAUUAGCACUGAUGGUUGACAGGCCCCUAGAGACCUUUCCCGAGGGUUGUGAAGCAGCUGCAGCAGUGAGCCAAGCUGUGUGUGUCUGUGCGGCCACCUCUAAGGGUAUUCCCGUUUAUCAGCACAUUGCACACUUAGCACAGCAAAAUGAAUCUGAAAAUGAUCUCCGCAUGCCAAUCCCUAUGGUAACCAUACUGGAAAGUGGAAAGUCCACAUCUGGGAAGGUGAUCUGUAUUAAAGAGUUUCUGCUGGUGCCUGAAAUUAAUAUGCCCACAGAUAAGAGUGUUGAGCAUAUUCAACACAUUUUUCACUAUGUCAGUAAGCAGUUGGUCACAAAAUAUGGGGUACUAGGCAGACUUGUAAACGAGACAGGAGCACUGUGCCCACCUCUGGAGAAUGUUAACCAAGGUCUUGACCUGUUGCUGGAAGCUGUUAAAGCCGUGGGACUGACCAUUGGGGAAGAUAUGUAUCUGGCAAUCAACUGUGCAGGAUCAGAGUUUUAUGAUUAUGAAAAAGGCAAAUAUGAAACUCUAACAGGCCAGUUUAAGAGUCCAGAUGACAUGGUUGAUUUCUGGGCAGACAUUCUCCAAAAGUAUCCAUGUAUAGUUGGUGUCAUUGAUCCAUUCAGGGUAGAAGAUAUUGAACAAUGGAUGUGCUUGUGUGAGAAAGUCAGUAGCCAAGUCCUGGUUAUUGGCGACACGUUUUUUCAGCGACCUGGUAUUAUCAAUCACUUAGAGUUUCCUGUACAAACAAGUGGUAUUGUUAUCCGUUUUGAGAGAAUGAACACAGUCUCAGAUAUCAUUUCUUGUGCUAACAAAUACAAAG
Messenger RNA from Candidula unifasciata, 1378 nucleotides. Lineage: Eukaryota; Metazoa; Mollusca; Gastropoda; Stylommatophora; Geomitridae. The record is from the annotation of a GenBank genome assembly.